UUCAUGUUGAAGUUUGCCAGAAAACAACAAAAUUCUGUAAAGCAAUCAUCCUUCAAUUAAAAAUAAAUUAAUUUAAAACAUAUGCAGCUUUCAUGGAUACACUGAACAUUUACCUUGGUAGCGCAUAUAUUCUGUUCUAUAAAAUAGAUCUCAAUUAUAUUUAAAAGACUGAAAUAAUAUCUUUGACAGCAACAAAAGCUGUACUUAACCCUAAUGUCCUAUACUAUAAAAAAAAAAGAAUCUUAAAUAAAGAAUCGAACCUCUCUUCAGAAACUAGAAAGUGAAGAGGAAAAUAAACUGCAAGCAAGUAGAAGCAAUGGAUUAAUACAGAUAGAAGUAGAAAUCAAUGACAUAGAAAAGAGAAUGAAAUCAAUGAAACCGAAACGUGGUCCUUUGAGAGGAUCAAUCAAAUUAAUAGUUGUCUAGCCAGAUCGAUUAAGGAAGAAAAAGAAGGCAUACAUUACUAUCAGGAAUGAGAGUAGUAAGAUCACUACAGACUGCAGGGGUAAAGGAAAUAGUAUUAAGAAGUCUAUGACCUUCCAUAUAUGAUGCUGGGUGAAGGGCUGAAGGCCAGGGAUUUGGGCAGGAUAUAGAUCCCAUUACCCGUGACCGUAGCCUCCCUAAGAAGGCCAGGUCAAGGAUUUCCAAAGCACUGUCACAUGACCGCUUAACUUCCUAAGACCAAAAGAUCUCCAGAUCUUUCAUCUGUGGUCUGCAAUAUGUCCCUCUUUCUCAUGAUAUUCACUCAAUGGUGGUUGUUUAUUCUCUUAUUGAGGGUCUAUCACACCAUGAGUCUGCCUGGGUCGCCUGAGAUGCUCCGCCUCACUCGGGGUUCUGCCCCGCCUGAACCCGCUAUACCCGGACCCAGCACCUCGUGACUUCACGCCUCACCUCAUAAAUCUGCAGGCCUGAGUCAGGGGGCGCAGGACAGAGUGGCGGUGAAGGCCUGCUACCGUGCAAGGUCUUUCUUCCGUCAUCUCAGGCGCCCCUCCCAUCGCCCGGGUCCUGGCUCAGUCUGCUGGCCGGAAGAGGAGGGACCAGUUUCCGCUGCCUACCCUCGUGGCUGGCAGCUUGCGACGCAGUUAUGGGGUCAUCCGUGUCCAAGGCUGCCCUCGGGGCGACCACCAACGAGCCCACAGAACCCGAGCAGAAACACCUGGCGGAUCUGAUCCAGCACAUAAAUGGAACAAAUAUGAGUGUUGUUCAUCUGGCUGACAUUCUUUCUGAGAAAACUGGUAGCAGCAGCUGGGUGGUGGUGUUCAAAGCCCUGGUUACUGUCCAUCACCUCAUGGUGUAUGGAAAUGAGCGUUUUAUCCAGCAUCUUGCAUCGAGAAGUUCUUUGUUCACUUUACACAACUUUCUGGAUACAAGUGUCGUAGAAGGCUAUGCUAUGUCAGCUUUCAUCAGACGAUAUAGCAAGUACUUGAAUGAAAAGUCACUCGCGUAUAGACUGAUGGAGUCAGACAUCACCAAAAUCAAGAGAGGGACAGACGGUGUGAUGAGAACUAUGAACACUAAGAAACUGCUGAACACUCUUCCAGUUAUUCAAAUUCAGUUUGAUGCUCUUCUGAAUUUUAAUGCAAAUGCUGAUGAACUAACUAAUGGUAUAAUACAUGCUGCUUUCAUGCUCCUCUUUAAGGAUUCUCUUCGCCUCUUUGUAGCCUAUAAUGAGGGGAUCCUUAAUCUGCUAGAUAAAUAUUUUGACAUGGGAAAGAAGCAAUGCAGGGAAAGUUUGGAUGUUUACAUCAAGUUCCUCGAAAGAAUGACCAAAUUGGCACAGUUCCUUAAAGUUGCAGAGCAAGCUGGAAUUGACCAGAAUGACAUUCCAUAUCUUUCUCAGGCACCCUACAGUUUACUUGAAGCACUAAAACAGCAUUUGGCUUCUCUGGAGGACAAACAUGACAUUCUACCUCCUUAUGGCAUGCAGCGUGCAUUGAUUCCCUCCAUACCAAACGGUCCAGUUGUGAGAACCUCAGCAAGCAAAGUCAGGUUUUCAGCCCGCAAACAUGUUGAAGCCAGACAGCAAAAUGAAAAAGUUGUAGCAAAUGACCUGGACGGUUCAGUUGUUAGCCUUGUAGAAAAUCUUAACUUUGGAGAAAGCGCAGUUAACAGAUCUGAUGUGAAGUGGCGUCACCCCUCAGAGAUGGAAAUGACCAGUGAAAUGAACUGGCAGUUGAGUAACUGCACCUGCAUGUCAACCAUCUGGGACCCAGUUUCUGUUUCUUCCAUCUCCUACAUGGUUCCAACUCCAAUGAGACUCCCUUCUGUGAUGGCACCUCAAUCCAUGAGUUACACCCAACCAGCCUUAAGGACCAGCAAGGCUUGUGCUGCACCCACAAGAAAUAACACAAAAUCCAUGUCGAAGUACCAAAGUGAAAAUGAUUCCGAAUCAGAGGUCAAAACAAAUGAUGAUCUUUCUGCAGCCUGAACUGAAUCACCAACAGCUUCCAAGUCAAUAAACAUUCAUUUGGACAUUCAA
Molecule: messenger RNA, 2479 nt
Organism: Bubalus bubalis (water buffalo)
Lineage: Eukaryota; Metazoa; Chordata; Mammalia; Artiodactyla; Bovidae
Product: phosphatidylinositol-binding clathrin assembly protein
Exons: 15
Coding region: 1085-2428 (447 amino acids)
Biological process (GO): clathrin-dependent endocytosis; clathrin coat assembly; synaptic vesicle budding from presynaptic endocytic zone membrane
Cellular component (GO): extrinsic component of presynaptic endocytic zone membrane; clathrin-coated vesicle; synaptic vesicle
Molecular function (GO): clathrin heavy chain binding; 1-phosphatidylinositol binding; phosphatidylinositol-4,5-bisphosphate binding
Source: RefSeq, a predicted model, not a curated record